Messenger RNA from Penicillium concentricum, 573 nucleotides. RefSeq lists its product as uncharacterized. The record is from RefSeq and is a predicted model, not a curated record. The transcript is spliced from 2 exons. NCBI's taxonomy places the organism in Eukaryota, Fungi, Ascomycota, Eurotiomycetes, Eurotiales, Aspergillaceae. Bases 1 to 573 code for a protein of 190 amino acids.
AUGUCCCUCAAGCGCAAAGCUUCGUUCACAGCUCUCCCGACCAGUCCCUCAGUUCCGGCCCCCAAUGAAUGGGGCAUGGGGACUGGGAGCACACAUCUCCAUAGUCGGACGCGAAAGCGCUUCAGAGACGAUCGUCCCAGUGACCAAGUGAUUUACCAGAACACCCUACGAUGGAUCUUCUCCGCCCAAAAGCAGCAGGAGUCUACACAGGCCACCGAUAUGGAUACAAUGGACUCGGAGCCGACUCUCGAAAUACCAGAAGCCGUUGACCCCCGACAGCAAACAUUACACCGAUUCUUCCAACAAACACCCCAGCAAUCAUCGUCUUUCCGACCAUCCCGUCAAGCGCUUGCACCCCGUGCCAAUGAGACUGCGCUCACCCAGGAGGAUCUCCUGCGUCGACAGGCGUUUAAUCAGAUGAGCCCCGGAGACAGCUCGAGCGAGAGCAACAGUCCCGGAUCCAAUCAGAUGGGUGCUGAUGUAGACAUGGACAUGGACAUGGAUAGCAGAAGCGGUAGUGAUGGAUUGGUGCAGGCGCCCAAGAACUGGGUAGGAGGAAUGGCCUGGAUGUAA